Molecule: messenger RNA, 1476 nt
Organism: Otolemur garnettii (small-eared galago)
Lineage: Eukaryota; Metazoa; Chordata; Mammalia; Primates; Galagidae
Gene: GATD3
Product: chromosome unknown C21orf33 homolog
Exons: 7
Coding region: 68-898 (276 amino acids)
Cellular component (GO): mitochondrion
Source: RefSeq, a predicted model, not a curated record
GCCUUCUAGUGGCCUGGCGGGCUCGGUGGCACUGGUGUGACCUUCCGAUCCUGCCGUUCUUCCCGCCAUGGCCGCCGCUGGUGUCCUGGUGGUGUCGAGGCUGGCUGCGGCCUCCGCGUUCGCGUCACUCCCCAGCCUCCUGCGGCCGCAGCUGUCCUGUAGCUGGACGCCCGCCCAGCGCGCUGCCGCCCUUCACGGCUCCGCGCCGCGACCCGCAGCCAGGGUCGCUUUGGUACUGUCUGGAUGCGGAGUCUACGACGGAACCGAAAUCCACGAGGCCUCUGCGAUACUGGUGCACCUGAGCCGUGGUGGGGCCGAGGUCCAAAUCUUUGCUCCUGAUAUCCCUCAGAUGCAUGUGAUUGACCACUCCAAGGGACAGCCUUCUGAGAGCGAAACCAGGAAUGUUUUGACUGAGUCAGCGAGGAUCGCCCGUGGCAAGAUUGCAGACCUGGCCACACUCACUGCAAGCAACCAUGAUGCCGCCAUCUUUCCCGGAGGCUUUGGAGCUGCCAAAAACCUGAGCACAUUUGCUGUGGAUGGGAAGGAUUGCCGUGUUAACAAAGACGUGGAACGUGUCCUGAGGGAGUUCCACCAGGCCGGGAAGCCCAUUGGCUUAUGCUGUAUUGCGCCUGUGCUGGCGGCCAAAGUGCUCAGAGGUGUUGAGGUCACCGUGGGCCACGACCAGGAAGAGGGUGGUAAGUGGCCCUAUGCUGGGACUGCAGACGCUAUCAAGGCCUUGGGCGCCAAGCACUGUGUCAAGGGAGUGACCGAAGCUCACGUUGACCAAAAAAACAAGGUGGUCACAACCCCAGCCUUCAUGUGCGAGACAGCACUCCACCACAUCCACGAUGGCAUCGGAGCCAUGGUGAAGAAGGUGCUGGAACUCGCUGGAAAGUGAUGCACACGGAAGGCGCCCAGCGCAGGGCUCUGGGUUCAGUCUCACCCACUUAGCCCUGAGCUGGAGGCCAGUUGCCGUCCAUCUGGGAAUAGGACAGGAGUUUGGUGUCUCCCUGUGGAGGGAGGUCUGGAUGUAUGGGGUCCUCUGAGACAUCUGUCCCACGGAGAUGGAACAGAGGCAGCUGAUGAGUUAGUCUCUCUGCCUCUUAGAAGCAGCUGUGACUCACCACACUGGGAGUCUUUGAAAAUUUACACCUAAGCCACUUUUUGAGGAAGAGAAUUGAUUCGGGUAGAGAAAUACUAUUUUGUAAUCUUAGGUUCAGCAGUUCAAGUUAUUUAGUUUUUGAAAGAAGAAAAAUUUAAACUUGUAGUCUGCUAAUCAGGAAAACAGAAAUACCACGUUUGUAGGUAAAGAUUGAUUGAAGUAAACUUGUGCUAAUUACAAAAAGUGGAUUUUUAUAGCUGGCCCUUCAGCCACAGAGAAUAUAUUCCUUUCUAAAAUGGAACUUCUGAAAGCCGCUCCGUGUUAGCCUUUCUCAAAAUGGCAAAUAGGGAGUAUAAAUGAGUUUUCUUAAAUGA